AAAUGUAUUAAGACCUCCACCUGUCUAAAGUUUAACCUGUUAAAGUGGGGGUCCUGCUGUGUUAUUAUUCUCGACCAUGUGGCUGCCGUCACGACGUACAGCAGCCUAUCGGAAUUUCGCCUCCUGUCGUUAUGUCUGCGAAGGCAGCAUCUCAGCCACAGCUCAGCUGGCUGGCAGUCUCCUCAUUCAGCGACCAGCAGCACUGAGAGCAUGGCAUGGCAAGGGCUUGGGAAGGUGUGGUGAGGGGGUGACGGGUUAACCGGACCUGAGAGCGCAAUAACAUCAUCACCAUCAUUAUCGACAGGAGCAGCAGCGGUAUCCCCCAGUCCAGUCCUGUCUGAGUGAAGAAACGCGCCACUGAUGGAGCCACUCACACGCUGAUGAUAAAACGAUGCACCAGUCGCCACCGACGACCAGGUGUUGGAGCAAGGAGCAGGGUCGCCGUUAACCUGACCCGUAUCUAUGUGCUGUGCGCGGUUCUUACUGGUCCCGUUUGCAGACGAUCGAAAAGAUGCUGAGCCGACUGAUGAGCAGCAGCGUCAGGAGUCUGGACAGGGAAUGCAACUGCACAGUGAGGCUGCUGGACGACUCGGAGUACACCUGCACGAUCCAGCGGGAUGCCAAAGGACAGUACCUAUUUGACCUCAUCUGCCACCACCUCAACCUCCUGGAGAAAGACUACUUUGGGAUCAGAUAUGUUGAUCCAGAUAAACAAAGACACUGGUUGGACUUUACAAAAUCUAUUGCCAAACAAAUGAAGUCCCAGGCACCUUUCACUAUGUGUUUGCGUGUCAAGUUUUAUCCACCAGAUCCCGCUGCUCUGAAAGAGGAAAUCACCAGAUAUCUUGUCUUCCUGCAGGUUAAGCGGGACCUCUACCACGGUCGCCUCCUUUGCAAGACAUCAGAUGCGGCUCUUCUAGCUGCCUACAUAUUACAAGCUGAAAUCGGUGAUUAUGACCCUGGGAAACAUCCUGAGGGCUAUAGCUCCAAGUUCCAGUUCUUCCCCAAGCACUCAGAGAAGUUGGAGCGGCGAAUUGCUGAGAUUCACAAGACUGAGCUGAUAGGUCAAACACCUGAAACAUCAGAGCUCAACUUCUUGCAAAAGGCCCAGACUUUAGAGACAUAUGGAGUAGACCCUCAUCCAUGCAAGGAUGUGUCUGGGAAUCCUGCUUUUCUGGCUUUCACGCCGUUUGGAUUCACUGUGCUACAAGGAAACAGGAGGGUCCAUUUCCUCAAAUGGGAGGAGGUAACUAAACUCAAGUUUGAAGCAAAGACAUUCCAUAUAUAUGCAACCCAGAAUGAGGACAGGAAGAUUAUACUUACUUACUUUGCACCUACACCAGAGGCCUGUAAGCAUCUGUGGAAGUGUGGAGUUGAGAACCAGGCCUUCUAUAAGUUGGAGAAGUCAAGUCAAGUUCGAACUGUGUCCAGUAGCAAUCUCUUCUUCAAGGGUAGUCGCUUUAGAUACAGUGGGAAGGUUGCAAAGGAAGUGAUGGAACAAAGUGCCAGAAUCAAAAGGGACCCCCCUGAGAUCCACAGGGCUGGCAUGGUUCCCAGCAGGAGCUGUCCAUCUAUCACUCAUGGUCCUCGUCUGACCAGCGUGCCCAGAACCCGGAGGAGAGCUGUGCACAUCUCCAUCAUGGAAGGUUUGGAGUCUCUUCGAGACAGUGCCCACUCCACGCCAGUGCGCUCCGUCUCCCAUGGUGACUCGUUCAUGUCCAGCCGGGGCCACCUGGAGGAUGGCAGUGAGGCCAGCACGUCAAGAGUGAUCUCCGAUGAGACCUACAGCCCCUCGGACAGCAUGCUGCCCACUCCCGUAGCCGAGCAUGGGGUGGAGCUUCCUUCAGCUCGCCACCUCAACGGCGCACCCUGCAGCAUCGACGAGAAGAAAGAAUCAGAGGCAAGGGCUCUGAAGGAGGGGCAGGCAGGGGAAUUCAGGUCCGGUAGGAGAGCGCUGCGUAUGGUCCGUAGCAGACCUUCACAAGGAGCUGAUGUAGAGGAUCUUAAUAAGUUCAUCCUAAGCGUGCUGCGCCUGUUCCUGGUCACUAUCGGACUGCUGUUCGCCCUGCUGCUGCUGCUCAUCAUGCUGACAGAGUCCGACCUGGACAUAGCCUUCCUGAGAGACAUCCGCAAGACACCUGAGUUCCAGCAGUUUCACUUUGAGUAUUUCUGCCCUCUCCGGCGCUGGUUCGCCUGUAAGUUACGAUGGAUGGGCGGUUUUCUUGUUAGCAAAUGAGGUGAAGUGACGGAAGAGAGUUAACACAGGCCUCCAAUUAUGGAGACAGGACAUGUGGAAAAGAAUGCAGGAAAUAAGGAAGAGGAAGGUGACAGCUUUGUUUAUAUUGGCUCUGCUUCUCCCAGGAACAAGUUCCUGUCACAAGCCGCAGACUACCGUGAUUAUAAUGUAUGACUAUCACUACAUAUGUAGGAUUGAAAUCACACUUUAUUUUAGAAAUUCAGGUCAUAUCGAGGUAUUUUAUUUUUACACAAAUUCAUGACAGCAGGGUUAUUCAAAGCUUUGAUAAAAGUCUUUCAGGCUUUGAUUGUUCAGCCAGAGAUCAUAGCGGUCUUUAUUUUUCUAUUAAUUUAUACUUUAUAACAUUACUGUGAGAAAGGAUGACCUGAUCGUUUUAACAAGACAGUUUAUGCAAAGUUCUAAUGAGAUACAAAAAAAGAGGACAGAAUAGUUGAUUAGUUUUAUCAAACCAAUAUUGAUCCAAUCAUAAACAGCACCCACUUCAAUUACUGGUUACCCUUAGUAAAGAUUUGCAAAAAGCAUUAAAAUAGUCUUUUACCACAUUGGCAUAAUUUCAUGCAUAAUCCACCCUGUCGUGUAAAUACAUGUAUUUAGCAGGGGAAAACAAAUACCUUCAUUAGAGAUACUUGUUUUUUGCAAAGUCAACAGUGCCACAUUUAUUGCCACCCCUUAAAAUCCCUACAAAAUAAAGGUAACUGAAGCUGUUUUAUACUUUUUUGUUUUUGAUUAGUGUUUUGGAAAUUCGAAUCUGUAAUCCAUGGCUUCGUGUUUCCGUGGGUUAUAAAAACAACAUGACAAAGAGGUCCAUUUCUCAUGCCACUCUUCAAAAUGGGAAAGACAAGGAAUCGGCCAUUAAAGUAAGGUAGAUGUGUUUUUGAUCUUCCUUUGUCAGGAAAUUGACCUAACUCUGCCCAAUUCUACAGUUAGAGAAAUAGUUUAAAACAACUGGCGAUGUGACAAACUAGGCUGUACAGGGAUUACAAGUUUAUCGUUCCACCACACACAGUAAACAGGCUGGUAAGUGCAUUUUAAUUAAACAUACGGUGGCCCCUACUAGUAGAUUGAAAAUUCGUCAACAUUGGGUCUUCAAUUUCAAAACAUAUGGCCAAAUGAACCUUGUCAUGUCUGUCCUCAAAUCUGAUUUCACCUGAGGUGAAGCUAAAGAGAAGAGAGCAUAAGAGAGAACCCAGGACUCCAAAUGAUCCAAAAAGAUUGUGCAUAGAUGUAUGGUAGCAGAAUGAACUUAUAUUAAAGGUUGGUUUUCUCUAAAAUGUUCAGUGUGCAAUUAUGCUACUGCAACAAAAAGGGAAUUGUUUCAGGGCUUUUUACACAUUUUCAUCAGCAGUUCCCAUGAAAGUGGAGGGCGCUGUAGAGGCUGCUGCUACAAGACGGACCUGUGUGGCAUGAGAUAAAGCAUGGAGCCAGGAAACAUCACAAAGUGAAUGUAGAUGAGUCCUCAACCAGAUAACCUGUUUUGGAACCUCAGAUCAAACAACUAUAAAACAGUCCCUUUGUGACACAGAGAGUGAUGCGGGUGCUGCCCUGUAAGCUGGUUAAAACAGUGUUUUUGUCAGUGUAACUGUGUCCAUGUUCGAGUGUUUGUCAGAUGUUCUCACUUGAUUAUUUUAGUCCAAACACUACUGGACCAUUAAAGUCAGUAAAAUUAAAUAAGCCUUCAUAAGAAUAUAAAUAAGAUAUCAAGGGUUUAGGUUUGCUGUUUAUUAAAUAGGCGCCAAAAAACACAAUCAGUUUCUUUCAGGACUUGGUGUCAGUUUGGUGUAGUUUCCUUUAUGGUAGCUGUAAAGAUGAAGGGAGAACGUGAGCUAAAGCUGUAGUGGUAGUCGCAUUUUUGUUAGUUCUUCUCCCUAAAUCUGUAGAAAGUUCAUCUUGAUGUGCAAUAAUGUAAAAAAUCCAAAAUCCUUUCUAUCUGGGGAGAUUUCACUUUGUAAAUUUUUAAAAUUAGUGCUAUUUUCCCACAGUGUUAAUAGUUCUUAUGUCAGGACCCCACAGAAGUGAGUCUUUUAAGUUUGUGUUACCCUGCUGUUUUUUUUAAUUCAUGCAUUUAAUUUUAAGCCUUAUUAUAUAUAAAUCGUGUCCAUUUUUGUUUAAAUUGCUGUGUGUUUAACCUAUGGAUGCCUCCUCACAGUGGCUGUAAUAUGUGUGAAGCAUUGUUUUUACCACAAAUAAUGUUUUUAAGCCACUAACAA
Molecule: messenger RNA, 4464 nt
Organism: Girardinichthys multiradiatus
Lineage: Eukaryota; Metazoa; Chordata; Actinopteri; Cyprinodontiformes; Goodeidae
Product: FERM domain-containing protein 5-like
Exons: 14
Coding region: 512-2236 (574 amino acids)
Cellular component (GO): cytoskeleton
Molecular function (GO): cytoskeletal protein binding
Source: RefSeq, a predicted model, not a curated record